Molecule: messenger RNA, 717 nt
Organism: Prunus armeniaca (apricot)
Lineage: Eukaryota; Viridiplantae; Streptophyta; Magnoliopsida; Rosales; Rosaceae
Source: the annotation of a GenBank genome assembly
AUGGUUGGUGGAACCAACCUCCAUCCAAAUUUUUAUUAUACGUUAGCUUUUUAUUUACUACCACCAUCGUCGUUAGGCCACCAUAACCCAUACCUGGUUCUUCAAAAAGAACACAAAUAUCUUGUUAGGUUGCUUAAAGAUGACGGCGAUAUUGGAUUUGAUCCUUAUGAGUUUGCCAAUGUGAUUGGGGAUGGAGAUCAACCAUUGUAUCCUGGUAACAAAUUAUUAAUACUUCAAGGAGAUUUGCUUCCAGAAGGAAAUACACUACCUUCCUCUAUGUACAAGGCAAAAAAGACAUUGUCUGCUUUAGGGAUGAGUUAUGAGAAAAUCCACGCAUGUCCCAAUGACUGCAUCCGGUAUUGGAAGGAUUAUGAAGAUUCAACUAAUUGUCCUACUUGUGGUGUCUCAAGGUGGAAGGAAGGCAAAGAUUUAAUCUUGAAAGAGGUUGUGCCAGCGAAGGUGGUGUGGUUUUUUUCCACCAAUUCCAAGAGGCAGCGUGCAUCUUUUAAUGGGAAACCUGAAUAUGGCACGCCUCCUGAGCCAUUAAACGGAGAAGAAGUGUUGCACAUGGUUGAAGAUAUUAAUUACAUAUGGGGCUUGAAAAAUGGGUAUUGGAAAUACCUUCAUGUGAGGCAUGUCCUAGAUGCUAUUUAUAUUGAGAAGAAUGUUUGCGAUAGUAUCAUUGGUACAUUGCUGGAGAUCCCUGAAAAAAAAUAA